AUGUUCUCUGGCUGGAAGAGACCCAUGUUCCUGCUCGCUCAUGAAGACUCAGAACCCACCACGGCACCCUUUAGCGCCGGGAUGCUCAACAUCACCUCCCAAGUCCUCCAGCCCACUGGUAACGUGACCCUCUCCCAGGGCCAAGGCUGCCUGUCCACAGAGCUGUGGAGCUGGCUCAACAGCAUCCAGGCGCCCUUCCUCUGGGUCAUCUUCGUGCUGGCAGCGCUCGAGAACAUCUUUGUCCUCAGCGUCUUCUGCCUGCACAAGAGCAGCUGCACGGUGGCGGAGAUCUACCUGGGCAACCUGGCCGUGGCUGACCUCAUCCUGGCCUGUGGGCUGCCCUUCUGGGCCAUCACGGUGGCCAACAACUUCGACUGGCUCUUCGGAGAGGUCCUCUGCCGUGUGGUGAACACCGUGAUCUACAUGAAUUUGUACAGCAGCAUCUGUUUCCUGAUGCUGGUGAGCAUUGACCGGUACCUGGCCCUGGUGAAGACCAUGUCCAUGGGCCGCAUGCGCAGGGUGCGCUGGGCAAAACUCUACAGCCUGAUCAUCUGGGGGUGCACCCUGCUGCUGAGCUCGCCCAUGCUGGCUUUCCGGACCAUGGAGGAGUACAGCGAAGAGGGCCACAACGUCACGGCGUGCAUGAUCAGCUACCCGUCCACCACCUGGGAGGUGCUCACCAACGUCCUGCUGAACCUGGUGGGCUUCCUGCUGCCCCUGAGCAUCAUCACCUUCUGCACCGUGCAGAUCAUGCAGGUGCUGCGGAACAAUGAGAUGCAGAAGUUCAAGGAGAUGCAGACGGAGAAGAAGGCCACGGUGCUGGUUCUGUCAGUGCUGCUGCUGUUCGUGGUGUGCUGGCUGCCCUUCCAGGUCAGCACCUUCCUGGACACGCUGCACAGCCUCGGCUUCUUCACCGACUGCCCGGAAGGGCAGGUCAUCGACGUCUUCACGCAGAUCAGCACCUACGUGGCUUACAGCAACAGCUGCCUCAACCCGCUGGUGUAUGUCAUCGUGGGCAAGCGCUUCCGCAAGAAGUCGUGGGAGGUGUACGGGGGCCUGUGCGGGAAAGGGGGCUGCGGGCCGGAGCCCACCCAGAUCGAGAACUCCAUGGCCACCAUGAGGACCUCCAUCUCGGUGGAACGCCAGAUCCACAAAGUGUCCAACUGGGCAAGGAGCAGCCAGUGA
Molecule: messenger RNA, 1185 nt
Organism: Elephantulus edwardii (Cape elephant shrew)
Lineage: Eukaryota; Metazoa; Chordata; Mammalia; Macroscelidea; Macroscelididae
Gene: BDKRB2
Product: bradykinin receptor B2
Exons: 2
Coding region: 1-1185 (394 amino acids)
Biological process (GO): vasoconstriction; neutrophil chemotaxis; G protein-coupled receptor signaling pathway
Cellular component (GO): membrane
Molecular function (GO): bradykinin receptor activity
Source: RefSeq, a predicted model, not a curated record